This is a messenger RNA of Phragmites australis (common reed), 2824 nucleotides long. Its product is annotated as protein ENHANCED DISEASE RESISTANCE 2-like. The transcript has 21 exons. The coding region runs from base 130 to 2412 and encodes 760 amino acids. Gene Ontology annotation, molecular function: lipid binding. Lineage: Eukaryota; Viridiplantae; Streptophyta; Magnoliopsida; Poales; Poaceae. The record is from RefSeq and is a predicted model, not a curated record.
CUGCAUCCAUCCAUCGAUCUCGCCGAGGCGGGAGGCCGAGGCCGAGGGUGGAGGCGACUAGGAAGGAGUGCACUACUCUCUCUCUCUCUCUCGCAGCAGCAGCAGCAGCGGUAGGCGGAUCGCCUCUUGAUGCUGCGCUGCGCUGUGAUACUAACUGUGAUUGAGCGAGAAGAGAAGGGGAGGGAUCUGAGGAGGAGGAUGUCGUCAUCGUCGUCGUCUUCUUCUGCGGUGGUGUACGAGGGGUGGAUGGUCCGUUACGGGCGGCGCAAGAUCGGGCGGUCCUUCAUCCACACGCGUUACUUCGUGCUGGAGCCACGGCUGCUGUCCUACUACAAGCGCAAGCCGCAGCACAAGGACAAGGUUGGCGGCGGCGGAAAGCUCGCCAUCAAGUCCCUCCACAUCGACGGCAACUGCAGGGUCGAGGACAGGGGACUUAGGAUGCACCACGGACAUAUGCUUUACGUCUUAUGCGUCUACAACAAAAGGGAGAAGCACCACCGCAUCACGAUGGCGGCAUUCAACAUACAGGAGACUCUAAUUUGGAAGGAGAAAAUUGAGAUGGCCAUUGAUCAGCAACAAGGAGUAGUGCCGGCUGAUGGUAAUAGAGCCUUUGCCUCAUUGCAGCAAAAGGCUUUCUUAGAAAACGGAAGGAAAUCAUCUUCCUCUGAUCAUGAAAGCCAAUACAGUCAGGAAGAAGAAGAGGAGGAGGAGGACAAUCAACGAUCACUGUUGAGGAGAACAACAUUUGGGAAUGGUCCUCCAGAAUCAUUGUAUGAUUGGACCCGUGAAAAUGAUAUGGGAAUAUCUAAUCAGGGAAGCCCUGACCAAGUUUUUUCUAGAAGACAUUGGCGCCUUGUCAGAUGCCAGAAUGGUCUCCGCAUUUUUGAGGAGCUCCAAGAUGUUGAUUACCUUGCAAGAAGCUGUAGUAGAGCAAUGAAGGCGGUUGGUGUGGUCGAGGCCUCCUGCGAGGCUAUAUUUCAGCUUGUCAUGAGCAUGGAUACCACACGUUUUGAGUGGGACUGCAGCUUUCAGUAUGGUAGUCUAGUUGAUGAGGUAGAUGGCCACACUGCAAUACUAUACCAUAGGCUACAACUGGAUUGGUUCCCAAUGUUUGUUUGGCCUCGCGACCUUUGUUAUGUACGAUAUUGGCGGCGUAAUGACGAUGGAAGUUAUGUUGUGCUGUUUCAAUCCAGAGAGCACCCAAACUGUGAUCCACAACCAGGAUUUGUGAGGGCACAUAUUGAGAGCGGUGGCUUCAAUAUUUCUCCACUGAAAUCUUGUAAUGGAAGAAUCCGAACACAAGUGCAGCAUCUUAUGCAAAUAGAUUUGAAGGGUUGGGGAGUUGGUUAUGUACCUUCAUUUCAGCAGCAUUGCCUCCUUCAUAUGCUGAACAGUGUUGCCGGGCUCAGGGAAUGGUUUUCACAAAGUGAUGAAAGUCAAGUGCUUCCUAGGAUUCCUGUUAUGGUCAACAUGGCUCCAUCUGUUCCUUCUAAGAAAGGUAGAAAAGCACAAAACAAUACUAUGCAAACCAGCCUUCCGAUGGAUCAAAGCAGACAUUCUAUGAUGCUCGAUGAGGAGUCUGAUGAAGAUGAAGAAUUUCAAUUACCUGAAUCUGAGCAAGAGCCAUCAACUCGUGAGAGUGCUGCAGAUGCUAGACUGCCAGGGCUGGAUGAAGAGAAUUCAUAUCAGAUUGAUUUUUCUGGGUUUUCUGGAAAUUUACGUUGGGAUGACCGUGAUAACAGUCGUGACUGUUGGAGAAUAUCCGAUGGGAACAAUUUCAGAGUGCGAAGCAAGAAUUUUGUAUAUGAUAAGAGCAAGGUUCCUGCAGGAAAGCCUCUUAUGGAGCUUGUUGCUGUUGACUGGUUUAAAGAUGCAAAACGAAUGGAUCAUGUUUCUAGAAGAAAAGGCUGCGCGGUUCAAGUUGCUGCUGAGAAGGGACUUUUUGCAUUGGCAAUAAAUCUACAAGUUCCUGGCACAACUAACUAUAGCAUGGUUUUCUACUUUGUUACGAAGAAUCUGAUACCAAAUUCCUUGUUGCAACGUUUUGUUGAUGGUGAUGAUGAAUUUCGGAAUAGUAGGUUCAAGCUUAUCCCAUCUGUACCUAAGGGCUCAUGGAUUGUCCGUCAAAGUGUUGGCAGCACACCUUGUCUCUUAGGCAAAGCAGUUGACAUUACCUAUAUCCAUGGUGCAAAUUAUUUAGAAAUAGAUGUGGACAUUGGUUCAUCUACUGUGGCGAAUGGAGUUUUGGGGCUUGUGUGUGGUGUGAUCACGACACUAGUUGUCGACAUGGCUUUCCUUGUCCAGGGCAAUACAUAUGAGGAGCUCCCAGAACGGCUGAUCGGUGCAGUUCGUGUGUCGCACGUUGAAUUGUCAUCCGCAGUAGUUCCAGAAGCUGCUCUGUUUGAAUCUUGACAGCAUACAAUGUACGAUAAAUAGAUAGAAGAAUCAACAGCCGGCACUCAUGUCAUCUCCUCAGCCUUUGACCGAGUGAAGAAGCUGAGUGAGGAUGUUUCUAUGCAUGCAUGCAAUUAUGUAUUGUAUUGCGUGUUUAGGUGUUGCAAAUUUGAUGUCAGUUAUGUAGGUAUUAUAGUGAGUUGUGUUGGGGAAAAGAAUCAGAGAAGGGACUAAUUAGAGUUAAAAGAGUCCUGCUAUACGUACAAUCCCUUCAUACAACUAGAGUUAGAAAGUUUGCUGAGGCCCAGCUCAGCUUGAAUAAAGGGGGCCAUUCAAAUUUGUUUUGGACUAGAAGGAACUGUGAUGAAUAUGAUGACAGCUGUGUGUUGAACCUCGAGAGAGUACACCAUUCGUGAUUUCUUGUGUAUAA